AUGAGUAUUCCCGAUGAGAAUAUCAUAUUGGAAGGAUCGCUGAAGAGGUGCAAAAAGUACAAGUUGUUCAAGACCAAAUGGAUUGAACAUUACUUUGUACUUUACUGUCGUGAUCCCGGACGGAAUCUCUAUGCUAUCGAUGAGUUCAAGUCUUCUCGUAAAAACGAGCUAAAGAAAAGGUUCAAGAUGGAAUUGGUAGCACGAGUUGAAUCGAAUCUCUCCAUCUCCGAUCCAUCGGUUUUGUGCUCUUCAACAGCUCAGAAUCAUCAUCCCGACACUCUUCAUUCGAUUUUUGGAAUUGGUUUUCGAGUUCAUAAUGUGCUCAAAGACCUGUAUUUGGUGGCAAAGAAUGAUGAGGAGAUGACAUUAUGGGUUAACGAGAUUUGCAAAAUUUGCAAGCUGCAUAGGCAGAAUGAUGAUGAUUCCCAAGCCGCUGACUCAUCUAUAAGUGGAAUGUCAAUGUCGUCUCAGUCUUUGGAUAUGUCCCUGAUGGAGAGACAACAGUUCGCAGAUAAUCCCAAAACCAGCACGUGCAACUCAUCAAAUGUCGACGAAUCCGAAGAUCGGAUGGGCCAUUUCAACUUUGGUGGCUUCCGCUCACGACCCACUUCCAAACGAGCCUACCAUUCGAGUGUUCGGAAAAAGAGUGUGGCCAUGCGAGAGUUCGCUAGAAAGUAUUCUUCCCUGCCUAACACCCCUUCUGAAGCUUCCAAUAAUCAAUUGUACUGUAAUGCUCCUCCUAAUGCCAACACCAACCAAACAAAACAACAGAAAACGGUAGUGUAUUUUAGAUACGCACAGAAGCUAAUAAUAGCGGUUUAUAAAAACGAUAGCAUAUUUCAGAGCUCCGAUCCCAAAUCGUUUCUACGUAUGCAACAAUUCAAAUCAGUGAACUCGAAUCCCAACUAUAACAAUUUACCAGAAUCCGUGGCUCAAUUACCCUAUAGUUUAGCAUCCUAUUUCAAGUUUCUAGAUGUACAGAACGGGCAAAUCAAUCGUCUCCAUAUGAUCCCUGCAUCGACCUCAAUGGGAAGAGUUGUUGGAGGAGAUGAUGCUGAAGAGAGUAGUGGAGAAACCAUGAAACCUGGAACAUCGAUGAAUCGAGCUUAUCCGGAUUCCCUCGCGUCGUCUGAAGGAAUCCCAAUUUACGAUCUGAGUGGGCGGACCAUCAUUGGCCGAGCUCCACCACCAAUUGACAGGUCAAACAAACCGAGAAGUAUGAAAUCGGGAGAGGAGGAUCAGUAUAGAAAGUUUGUAGAGGGUAAAUUCAAAGGGAAAAUAGAAAGUUUGAUUUUCAGCGUCUCGGAUAUCAAACCACAGACCAUCAAUGAAAAUACGGUGUAUACGGAAACGAAACGAAAAAAUUUGGACUACUUCGAGCCGACUCAAUUGAUCGAGAACUCUAGUUCCAGUACCAUGGCAGCAACUUCAACCCGGUCUCCAACGCCUUCGGAUAUCGAGUACAUUACGGUAGAUGUUGAUCGAACAUUGGCAUUCAAACAAUUGCGACGGGCUGGUCAAUCGGCGGAUUGA
Messenger RNA from Caenorhabditis briggsae, 1533 nucleotides. It is a transcript of the gene Cbr-soc-1, whose product is annotated as Protein CBR-SOC-1. Lineage: Eukaryota; Metazoa; Nematoda; Chromadorea; Rhabditida; Rhabditidae. The record is from RefSeq and is a predicted model, not a curated record.